Molecule: messenger RNA, 614 nt
Organism: Strongylus vulgaris
Lineage: Eukaryota; Metazoa; Nematoda; Chromadorea; Rhabditida; Strongylidae
Source: the annotation of a GenBank genome assembly
AUGCGUAUGGCGCGUGCGGGAGUAUUGCGCGCUGUGGUAGUGACCAGCAUUGUAUGGCUUCUACUAGAUGUAGUGGUUCUAUUUUACUAUUUAGACACUGGAAGCAUAACGUCAGGAAAACGGAGUGCUGUACGAGGAGACCGCAUAGAAUUUUCAAAAUCAACGCUUUCUGUUACGGGAGAUGCGGAAGAAAAGGAGGUGAUUAAUGUACCCCAUGCCAAGCGACUUUUUGGAAACAAGACAACAAUCGGUUCUCAUGUCCAGCAGCAAUUGGACAUACUUUUAAUGAAAUCAUUCCAAAAGCCUGAACAUGGUGAGCAAGGUGUUGCUGUAGCGGUGCCUGCAGAAAAGACGGCUGAAAAAGACAAGAGAUUUCUGGAAAAUCAGUUCAACGUUAUGGCUAGUGAAAUGAUUUCUGUGAACCGAUCAUUGCCUGAUUACCGCUCUGCUGAAUGCCAAGCUCAAGUGUACCAAAAAGAAAACUUGCCUAAAACAUCUAUCAUCAUUGUCUUUCAUAAUGAAGCAUGGACCACUCUUCUUCGCACUCUGCACUCCGUUAUCAAUCGGUAUAUGUUGAUUUUUUCUAAAUCUCUGAAACCUUCGCGCUUUUAGGG